AUGUCGCGGGCAAUUCAGCUCAAGGAGGAAGGCAAUCGCCACUUCCAAAAAGGCGAUUAUCUCGGCGCCGAGAGCUUCUACUCGCAAGCCAUCAUCGAAGACCCCAAGAACCCCGCCCUCUAUACCAACCGCGCCAUGGCCCGCCUCAAGCUCGCCCUCUGGGACUCCGUCCUCACCGACUGCCAGUCCGUCCUGGCGCUGCCCAGCACCGCCCCCGCCACCGUCCUCAAGGCCCACUACUACCUGUGCCAGGCGCAGCUCGCCCUGCGCGACGCCGAGGCGGCGCUCGCGUCGGGCCUCGCCGCGCACGCCCUCUGCGCCGCCAGCAACGACAAGUCCCUGCCCGCCGUCACCGCCGCCGUGCUGCAGGCCAAAAAGGCCCGUUGGGAGCAGCGCGAGAAGCGGCGCGUCCGCGAGGAGCAGGACCUCGAGAGGACUAUGCUGCGGCUGCUCGAGGCGGAGCGCGCGGCCGACGUCGCGGCCGCGGCCGACGACGAGAGCGAGCGGCAGAUUGUGGACGAGGAUGCGCGCGCGAAAGAGGACCGCCUGAGGACCGUGUUUGAGCGCUCGCGGCUGCUCGGCGGGGAUGGGACGCGCGAGGUGCCCGACUGGGCGAUUGACGAUAUUUCCUUUGGCUUCAUGGUUGAUCCCGUCGUGACGAAAACCGGGAAAUCGUACGAGCGCGCGUCCAUCAUGGAGCACCUCCGACGGUACCCCUGCGAUCCGUUGACCAGAGAACCGCUCGCCGCGGCGGACCUGCGGCCGAAUAUGGCUCUGCGGCAGGCCUGCGAAGAGUUUCUCAAGGACAACGGCUGGGCCGCCGACUGGUAG
Akanthomyces muscarius is the source of this 831-nucleotide messenger RNA. RefSeq lists its product as uncharacterized. The coding region runs from base 1 to 831 and encodes 276 amino acids. The transcript is spliced from 2 exons. The record is from RefSeq and is a predicted model, not a curated record. Gene Ontology annotation, biological process: positive regulation of proteolysis; proteasome-mediated ubiquitin-dependent protein catabolic process; protein quality control for misfolded or incompletely synthesized proteins. NCBI's taxonomy places the organism in Eukaryota, Fungi, Ascomycota, Sordariomycetes, Hypocreales, Cordycipitaceae. Gene Ontology annotation, molecular function: ubiquitin protein ligase activity; protein-folding chaperone binding. Gene Ontology annotation, cellular component: cytoplasm.